Messenger RNA from Lolium rigidum, 2998 nucleotides. Its product is annotated as protein ACCELERATED CELL DEATH 6-like. The transcript is spliced from 4 exons. Lineage: Eukaryota; Viridiplantae; Streptophyta; Magnoliopsida; Poales; Poaceae. Gene Ontology annotation, cellular component: plasma membrane. The coding region runs from base 233 to 2872 and encodes 879 amino acids. Gene Ontology annotation, molecular function: protein phosphatase regulator activity; protein phosphatase 1 binding. The record is from RefSeq and is a predicted model, not a curated record.
GCUAGUCGCCCGCACCGCCGCGCCCGCUUCCGUCACCGACGGUUAGUCGCCCGGUCUGCACCUCCUCGGCUGAAAUUAGUGUCCGUUUGCUGAAGCAAAGUCAGAGACUGGCUUCUCUUCUUAAAGUUAGAGGAGCCAGAUCCGAUUAAGAGUGCAUCGAGAUAGGAGUAGCUAGGGAGCACAACCAACCUCAUACACUGCAUCCAACUAUCAAACCACAAAGCUCAGGGAGAUGGCAAGCAACGAUGGAGAAGAAGCUGCUGCUGGCAACAUCAAUCCCCUGCUGCUGGCAUCGGCGCGCGUAGGCUCCAGAGAGGCGUUGGACUUCCUUUUCCAGCGAGAAGACGCACAAGAUCCACCAAUGAUGAAUCCUACCGAAGAGUUUUUUGAGCUUCUAGCGAAAGCCAACAGAGAAAUUGGGGUGCCAGCUCCUCUUGAUGCUGAACUGGGCAUGGACCUCCAGCCUACUUUGCUUGCAGCAGGAGCGCUCCUCCAGGGCAUCGCUGCUGAUGGGAAUACUGCACUACAUGUGGUCGCCAGCAAUGGCGAUGACCAGGAUUUCUUGAAGUCUGCCCGCAUAAUCUGCGGCAGGGACAGGAGGCUCCUGUUAACGAAGAAUCACAAUGGUGACACACCCUUGGAUUGUGCUCGCAGAGCUGGGAACCCCCAAAUGGUGUCUUAUCUCAUUGAUUUAGCUGGACGUGAAGCUGCACCUCGUGACAUCAAUCCCCUGCUGCUAUUAUCGGUGCGCAAUGGCUCCUCAGAGGCCCUGGGUUUCCUUUUCCAACGAGAAGACCGACAAAAUCCGCAGUUGUUGAUUCCUACUGAUGAAUUUUGUGGAUGUCUACGAGGAAUUAGGAUGCCAGAUCCUCCUGAUGCUGAACUGGGCGUCGACCACCAGCGAGCUUCGCUUGCAGCAGGAGCACUCCUCAAGGGCGUCACUCCUGAUGGGGAUACCGCGCUACAUGCGGUCGUCGGCAAAGGGGAUGGCCCAGAUUUCCUGAAGUGUGCUGACACAAUCUGUGCCAGGGACUGGGACCUCCUGUUUGCGAAGAAUCAUAAUGGCGACACACCCUUGCAUUGUGCUGCUCGAGCUGGAAACACCGAAAUGGUAUCUCGACUUAUUGCUCUAGCUGGGCUUGGAGCUGGAGGUGAGCGUCCCAACUGGAAGAUCAAGCUCUUGAGAAUGGAAAAUAAGCGUCAUGAGACAGCCUUGCACGAGGCUAUCCGAAUAGAAAACGGUAGAAUCCUGGGUCCUAAGGACAGAGAAGCUUUGUUUCAAGCUGACCGCGCAACAGAUGAAAAGAUUAAAAUUUUUGUGGACCAACAAACAGGAAUGACUAUAGUCAAGCAGCUAAUGGGUGCUGAUCCCCAAUUGGCUAAUUAUCCCGCUAACGGCAUUUCACCAUUGUACCUUGCCAUCUUCCUGGAUAAGGAUUCCAUUGCACUGACUCUAUAUCAAGAGAGUGGUGGCAAUCUCUCCUAUUCCGGAGCAGAUGGACAAAAUGCCUUGCAUCUUGCUCUUCUUCGGGACAGAGACAAAGUGAUGGUAGAGCUCCUACUGGAUUGGAACAAGGAUCUUACUAUGCAAGUGGACAAAGAUGGGAGUACGCCACUUCAUUUUUCUUCAUCGAUUUUCUACUGGACGUACUUAUUUCUGCGUAUUCAACUCCUCCCAAGACCCCCUUGGUGUUUUUUUCACUGGUUUCCCUGGAUUUAUUCAUGGACACUUGAGAAAGUAUACAAAGCGAACCCUGCAGCACUAUAUCAGGCAGACAAGAACGGAUUCUUUCCCAUACAUGUGGCUGCCUCUGUAGGUGGCAAAGGAAACAUCCAAUUUUUCCUUCGGGAGUGUCGGGAUAGUGCCGGAUUGCGCGACGCCACAGGAAAGACGUUCCUUCAUGUUGCCAUUGAGAAAAGAAGAUUUGACAUAGUCUCAUAUGCAUGUCGAAAUCCAACUUUACCUUGGAUUCUGAAUAUGCAAGACAGUGAUGGGAACACUGCACUGCACUUAGCUAUCAAGGCUGGGAGCUUUAGGAUGUUCUGUGCUCUGUUUGGCAAUCGGAAGGUGAAUUUGAAUCUAACAAAUAACAAAGGAGAAACUCCCCGUGAUUUAUCCCGAAGUAAGCUUCCAAGUGGAAUGUAUUAUGUUCAGAAUUCUGAAAAUAGAAUAUACCAUGCCUUGUGGUCUGUUAGGGCGAACCACAGUGGCCUCCGCGGUGAUACGGCUGAGGAAAAGUACAGUCGCCGUACAAACCCUGAGAAAGAGGAAAAAGAAUCAGAGAAGCUAAAAGCUAUAACACAAUCGUUUAUGGUUGCUUCAGUCCUAAUAGCAACUAUGGCAUUCACUGCAACUUUUGCCAUACCUGGAGGUUACAGAGCCGAUGAUCAUACAAAUGGAGGUACGCCAACGCUUGCUGGGGGAUAUAUUUUUGAUGCGUUCAUGAUGGCCACCGCAUUAGCUUUCAUCGUCUCCUUACUAGCUACCGUAGGGUUCAUGUAUGCGGGAAUUCCCAUGAUCAACUUGAGCACGCGCAAAAUCUACCUAGGCACAUCCGUGCUUCUCAUGACCGGUUCAGUCGUAUGCAUGUCUAUUGCUUUUGCACUGGGUGUGUAUAUGAUGCUAGCUCCGGUUGCUUGGAACACCGCUGUUGCAAUUUGUGUAGUUACUCCUCUCGCAUUUGUAGCUAGAGAGAUCGAAUCUCUUAUAAAAUCCGCAAUUCUUGUGCGACCGUUGGUGAUUAGGAAAGGGCUGUUCCUAGGAGUAGUACAAUUACUAUAUUGGAACAUUUUCCGUAUGGCCACUACACUUUGGCCGUUCGUAGUUAUCUUUGGUUGGGGCGGGUUGGCAAGGAUCCACCACGGCCGGUAAACAAUACGUAAAUAUUUGCUUCUCCAGAAAUGGUGUUGAGUUUGGAAGACUGGUUGAAUUUGUUGUAAUACGUAAUCCUUGUCACAAUAUGUUCCUGAAUAGAGGUGCAUGUGCUCUGCACCUAUG